AAUGAUUUUCCCUCCAAAACUUUCAUCAGCUGUUUCACUUUUCAUCUGUUGAUCUGUUUGUUUGGCCUUUUUAAGCUUUUUUCUUCCAGAGAAUAUCCCAGGAAAUCAUAGAAAACAGUCAAGGAAUGGAAUCUGCUGUCUCAGUAUCAAAGGGAUGUUUUGUUUACAAAAACGGUUCAAUGGGGCCAAAAGGAAACAAAAGGAAGAAAAAGGGUCGAUCCAGUGAGAAUCAGGGCUCAAUUCUACCUCAGAGUAUCCUCACCAGUGGAUGGUUUACCUCCUAUCGAAGAUUUUGGGAGAAAAUCAACUCCCGGAUUGAGGAAAUUCUCGAGCAAAACUACUCAAAUGCAAUGGAAAAUGUCUUGGGGUGCAUUGAGAAGAGUAAAUCAAGCAUCUACAGUACGCUAUUUCCGGUAAUUGUCCUCCAGACGGGGAUCAAUCAACCUGAUCAUUUGAGUAUGUUUGAGCAUCUUGCGGAGGAAAUAUCGCAUCAGGAUCAUCUCUACUCAGUUGUGCUCACCUCAACGGAAGCUACAAAUGUCAAGGGGGCCAUUGAGACACUCGUUGGGGGUUUUAUACGUCAACUCGGGGAUGAAGAUGUUGAAAUCCGGAAGCAGAAUUGUACAAUGCGUAGCCUCUGUGGAGCAUUUGCCGGCCACAGCAACACCAGCACCGUCCUGGCAGUUGUCAUUCCGGAUUUUGAGGUUUUCUGUAAGGAAACUCUUCGUGAACUCGUGACCAUUCUUGCUUCCUAUCGCCCAAGGCUGCCGCUGGUGAUUGUCUUUGGUGUGGCAACAUCCAUUUCAGCACUUGAGCAACUUCUUCCGCUCAAAUUCACCACCAGGGCUAAAUUUCACGUCUUCCAGACGCAAUCUUCUGUGUCUGUUCUCAAUGAGAUCAUUGAGCAGGUGAUUCUGGAGGAGAAGAUUCACCUCUCAGGGCGUGUUCUGCAGUUCCUCGUGGAGAAGUUCCUAUUCUACGACUUCUCCGUGAGUGGAUUUAUUCAGGGUUUGAAGUUUUGUCUUCUUGAACAUUUUUCUCAUCAUGAGGAACUUUCUAUGCUAGCUUUGGGUGCUUCCCCGGCCACAAGUCCUCAAAAUCAUGAAGAUUGUGAGAAUGUAAGACGUCUCAUGUCGGUCAGGAGGUACAUUGAACACUUGGCAGAUAGUCAGGAAGUUAUUUCCCUCCUCACAAAUGAUAAUCACUUGAAAACUAAAAUUGCCAAAUUCUGGAUUCCGGAAAUUGAAGAUUUCUUCCUCUUCUUCCACGCUGCACUGCGCUUCCUGCACGAAUUGGUGCGGGAUCUACCCAAAGCACCCCUUGGAAAGCAACUCAGGGAAGUUUAUUGCUUCUGCAGCGCCAAUUCCAUCGUUGCAAGUGAAGAAUUUGCCGAAUGCAAACAAAUCCUGGGGCUUAUGGCCAGAGAAGCUUUUACGGAGAAAAUCGAUGCAGCAGCAUCGAAAGUUGGGGCUUUUCUUGAGAAGAAACAGAAAAAUCAUUUAAAUAGAGAAUCCCUGCAGAAAAUUCAAAUGGCAAUGAAAAGUCUCCAGGAGGGGGCAAGGAAGACGUCAGGAAAGCCCGUGGAAGAGCAACCAGCCAUUGAUCGUGUUGCAAAUCGCUUUGAACUGAAGAAGAUGCUGCUGGAGAAGGCAAAACAGCAAAAUCGUGCCUCUGGACAGGCUGAAGGGAUUGCUGAAUGCCUCAAGGAGUUGGAGGAGGAAGUUUUAGCGCAGUGGUUGGUACCCUUUGCCCGGGGGCCACCGCUAAUUGAGCUCUUUGUUCACAUGGAUGCCUCAUCGACGCGCCGGCACCUCAUGGGAUCACCGCGAGGGGCUCUCCAUCAAGCUCUGACCAAUCCGCAUCAUUAUCUUCAGUGCGGAUGCUGCGAUGGCAGUUCUCUAAAUUGGCACCUACCGGACCUCACGGUUGCCUAUAGACUGCAUUCGGAGUGUGGUCGCAUGAUUAAUCUGUUCGAUUGGCUUCAGGCAUUCCAGUCGAUUGUGCAGCAGCAGGACGAUGCGGAUGAGGAUGAAUGUGUCAGCCCGCAAGUUCAAGCGAGAUUCACGAGAGCUGUGUGCGAAUUGGAGUUUCUGGGAUUCAUCAAGAGUUCCAAACGGAAGGUGGACCAUGUGGAAAAGCUCACAUGGUAAUGUGUGUGUGUGAGGAAAUAAAAAUCACCCUCCAGGGAAUUAUUUAUUGAAUCUCACAUGCCACUUUACCUGCAUACCCAAUGGAUUGUCCCAAGCAAUCUCGGUUUGGAAUUUUGUCAUUUUAUCCUCACGAGAGGGAAGAUUAAAUGGAAUUUUGCACA
Molecule: messenger RNA, 2311 nt
Organism: Lutzomyia longipalpis
Lineage: Eukaryota; Metazoa; Arthropoda; Insecta; Diptera; Psychodidae
Gene: Orc3
Product: origin recognition complex subunit 3
Exons: 5
Coding region: 126-2150 (674 amino acids)
Biological process (GO): DNA replication initiation; DNA replication
Cellular component (GO): DNA replication preinitiation complex; nuclear pre-replicative complex; nuclear origin of replication recognition complex
Molecular function (GO): DNA replication origin binding
Source: RefSeq, a predicted model, not a curated record